AUGCUGAGGAUUACGCUCCUAGUAGUUGGUAGGGCGCCACCAGUUAUUGGAUGCACGCGCAAGGCCCGUUACGCUGGUAUUGACGACAACCCCACAAUUACCUACAAGCCGUGGGACACGACGGAGCCCCUCAUGGCGGAUUACGGCUGGACAAGAGGGAAGUUGCCAAAGUUUCGCGCCCGCAGCCCUUUCCACCGGCAACAAAUCGCCCGUCGCAUGGUCACAGAAAUGAUUCGAAAGGAUUACUGCAUUGUUGGAGGCGCACGUGCCCCAGCGCUGCGAAUUUUAGCAGACCACGUGGUGGAACUCGCGAAGGCGGGCGACACGGACUCGCGGCAGCAGCUUGCAUAUUUUCUGCAUGACCCCCUGAUGGUGGAUAAGGCCUUUGAUGAAUACCCGCGUCGGUUCAAGGAUAUGAACGCGAAAUAUGCCAUGAUGACGCGCCUCAAGAGUCGCCGCCGUACCGACGCAGUGGCCAUGUAUUUCGUCGAGUACAAGAACCGGGAUAUGAGUGACAAUCACAAGGGCGAAGACUACAGCGCAGGACCGGAGCGUUUUUUCCUCCCACCACGUAUUGUGGAAACGGAAAAGGGCAUUCAGCGUCCACCGCACAUGCAAAUGGCAUUUGAUCGUUGGGCAAGCAAAUUCAAAACAGAAGAGUUUCACCAUUGGUGGCGUCUCCGCCACGCGAAGCUGCGGUACUGGGGUGUGCGGAAUGUGCCGCAUCCAAGCGAUGUUGAUCCUCUAUGGACAGAGAAGGAGGAAGAGGAAUGGCAUAACGAAAUGCUUGCAAACACGGGGGAAUAUGAAGACUUGGAUCUUGACGAUGAAAGCUACACAGCGGCGGGUGAGGGUGGGGAGCCGUCCCCCGCCGGUGAUGGUCCGCAGCCACAGCGAGUCGGAUGA
Trypanosoma brucei brucei TREU927 is the source of this 906-nucleotide messenger RNA. RefSeq names its product 50S ribosomal protein L17, putative. Gene Ontology annotation, cellular component: large ribosomal subunit; ribosome. Lineage: Eukaryota; Euglenozoa; Kinetoplastea; Trypanosomatida; Trypanosomatidae. The record is from RefSeq and is a predicted model, not a curated record. The transcript has a single exon. The coding region runs from base 1 to 906 and encodes 301 amino acids. Gene Ontology annotation, biological process: translation. Gene Ontology annotation, molecular function: structural constituent of ribosome.